AUGAGCGCAAGGCUCCCGACGUUGGCGUCGUUGAAGACGAUGUUGAAGUUGAGUUUGGAACACUGAACCGACCUGCGUCUGUCCGUGCGGCACAAGCUCUUCGGCAAUUCCCACAAAGGCGACUGAACGCCCAUUUACGAACCUGAAGUUGGCGUCCGUAGUUCUCCGCUCUUGACGACGACGACGACUGCCACGAUGAGCGCGACGACGUCCAGCUUGGAACCGCUGUUCACGAUCUUGUCGUACUCUUAUGCUACGCUUGAAACGAACUUCUAUAAGCUGCCUGGUUCCUCUGUCGUCGCUCGCUAUGUCAAGUCAUCGCAUCAGAAUGACCCUGGACGUACCUUGCUGGAAGUUUUCCUAAUCAUCUUUGCUAUAAGGACACUGUUGCAAUCUCGAACACGCGCGGAUAACUCUGGUAAACACUUCAUCAGUUUUGACGAAAAGGAAAUUGACGAGCUCGUUGACGAAUGGACGCCUGAACCUCUGGCUGCUGAACUCAGUCCCAAAGAGCAAGCAGAACUUGCUUCAAUUCCCGUCAUUGUUGGCCCCACUGGACCUAAGCCAAAGCUUUCCAAUGGAAAGACGGUACUCAAUCUUGCGAGCUACAAUUUCACUGGACUGGCCGGGAACGAGGAUAUCAAGCAGAGCGGUGUUGAGACACUUCGCAAGUAUGGACUAGGGAGCUGUGGUCCUCCAGGUUUUUACGGCAAUCAGGAUGUACACAUUCAACUGGAAAAGGAUAUCGCGGACUUCCUAGGCACUGAAUCUGCUAUCCUCUACUCGCAGGCUUUCUCCACGAUCUCGUCUGUCAUUCCGGCGUUCUGCAAACGUGGAGAUCUCAUCGUCGCUGACCGAGGGGUCAAUUUUUCCAUCCAGAAAGGACUUCAAAUCUCACGAUGUACUGUUCGUUGGUACGACCACAAUGAUCUAAACAGCUUGGAACAAGUACUCGAGGCCAUUGAGAAAGAAAGACAAAAGAAGCGUAGUCCGCUCACUCGUCGGUUCAUUGUCACUGAAGGUAUCUUUGACCAUGAUGGAGCCAUGUCCGAUCUACCCAAGCUGAUCGAGUUGAAGUUGAAAUUCAAGUAUCGCUUGAUUCUGGACGAGAGCAUAUCGUUUGGUAGCGUCGGCAGAACCGGUCGCGGACUGACUGAGUUGUACAAUGUUCCUGCCGAUCAAGUGGAUAUGCUUGUUGGCUCUGUCGCUAACGGACUUGCGUCUGCCGGCGGUUUCUGUGCUGGCACCAAUAUCGUAGUGAAUCACCAGCGUAUCAACGGCACAUCCUUUGUAUUCUCCGCCGCUAUGCCAGCGCUGUUGACUGUAGCUGCUUCUGAAGGCAUUAGUAUUCUCCGAAACACGCCCUCAAUCCUCUCGACCCUCCAAGAGAAUAUCCGUGCUGUCCGUGUGAUACUUGAUAGGGUGGACUGCAUUUCAAUCCCUUCUCACCCGGCUUCUGCCACGAUCCACCUCCAUGUCAAGCUGCCUUCACCAAUGCACCUUUCGCCGAGAGUCCCACCACCCUCACCUUCCUUGUCUUCCUCUUCCUCGGGCAAACCUUCGAACCCUCUCUCCCCCACACCCCGGGAAGCCCCACAGUUCGACGCGGAGUUAGAGGAGAAAUUGCUUCAAGACGUCGUGGAGGAGGCACUCGCACAGGGCGUAUUGAUCACCCGCGCGAAGAGACUCCGAGGCCAGGAGCUCAACGACAUUCGGCCAAGCAUCCGUCUUGCCAUCAGUGCCGCACUGAACAAGAAGGACUGCGAGAAAGCUGCCAAUGUUGUCAAGGCUGCUUUUGUCAAGAUCGUUGGAAGGCAGCGUCGUUAGAGUUGACUUUUUAGCUCUUCUAAUACAUAGAACGUUCUUUUUACCCUGUGGAUCUACUGUUGAUAUACUCUUGUAAUGCAUUACUACCCUACCGUCUCUAAGUUUAAUCCUCCUGCCAAGUGUUGGAAGUUG
Molecule: messenger RNA, 1959 nt
Organism: Somion occarium
Lineage: Eukaryota; Fungi; Basidiomycota; Agaricomycetes; Polyporales; Cerrenaceae
Source: the annotation of a GenBank genome assembly